Messenger RNA from Centruroides sculpturatus (bark scorpion), 1576 nucleotides. Its product is annotated as glycine receptor subunit alpha-2-like. Gene Ontology annotation, biological process: nervous system process; regulation of membrane potential; signal transduction. The transcript is spliced from 9 exons. The record is from RefSeq and is a predicted model, not a curated record. Gene Ontology annotation, cellular component: neuron projection; membrane; synapse. Lineage: Eukaryota; Metazoa; Arthropoda; Arachnida; Scorpiones; Buthidae. The coding region runs from base 84 to 1391 and encodes 435 amino acids. Gene Ontology annotation, molecular function: transmembrane signaling receptor activity; neurotransmitter receptor activity; chloride channel activity.
CAUGAAAUUGGCAUUUAUUCGGACAUGAAAUUGGCAUUUAUUUUACGAAAGACUAUAUCGUAGGAUAGGAAAUUUUUAUAAAAAUGCAACAUAAUUACUUCGAAUCAAUUAGAAAAGAAGUAUUUAAAUGCACAUUCUCUUCAUUCUUCAUUGUUUUCGCCCAUACUUACGGUUUUUACAACGACACUAAUUUAAAUUCGUCAAUAAUCGAAGAAAUAAUAGAAAUUCCCGUACAGAAUAUAAGCGAAAUGAAAUUCACUCAUCGAUUGGCGUUCUUAGAUCAAGUACUCGAAGGGUAUGAUAAAAGAGCUUGGCCCACCUACGGUCAAGGUAAAUUCGUAAUUUUCAAGAUAAAUAUAGUUGUGAAUUCCUACCAAGCUAUAACUUUAAAUAAUUUAGAAUACAGCAUGGAUAUCUAUUUACGACAAGCUUGGCAAGACCAGAGGUUGAAUCUGGCACAGUUUGGAAUAAAUAGUACGGUUACGCUAAAUGGGGAAGAUCUAGUCGAUAAAAUAUGGAAACCCGACUUGUUCUUCCGUAACGUCAAAAAAGCCAGUUUUCAUAAAGUGACAGUACCUAAUCGUCUCAUCAAAAUGGAUCCAGACGGAAGAGUCUUGUACAGCAUGAGAUUAACAUUAAGACUGGCUUGUCACAUGUCGUUUCGUCACUAUCCUCUAGAUACUCAAAAUUGCCACUUAGUAGUGGGACCUUAUGCACAAACAGUAGAUCAAGUGGAGAUUCAAUGGGAUAGAAAAACGCCAAUUGUAAUAGAAUCACCUAUAGAAUUACCCGAAUUCAACCUUAUAAGUUAUAAAUACGAUAAUUUUACUAGACAUAUAGAUACAGGUGCUUUUAGUUUCCUGAAUGCAACCUUCAGAUUGGAACGUCAGAACGGAUAUCAUUUGAUACAAACUUAUCUUCCGACGUUCUUAAUAGUCAUGAUUUCUUGGGUAUCAUUUUGGUUGAACGUCGACGCCACACCCGCCAGAGUGACGUUGGGAGUGACUACUUUGCUGACGUUAACCACGGUCGCUUCCGGUGUAAGAACUCAACUUCCUCCUGUAUCUUACGUGAAAGCCAUCGAUGUCUGGAUAGGAACUUGUUCGGUGAUGGUAUUCGGUGCUCUCUUAGAGUUCACUUUAGUUAAUUAUUUAUCUAGAAGUAAACACUGUCCAGAAGAUUUUAGAAGAUCUUUAAAUAUUUUUGCAAGAACGAAAAAGAUUCCAAUUAAUAACGACUUGGCAGAGAAGGCAAAUGCAUCCAAUGAAUUAGCUCGCAAUGUGAAGAGAGCCAUGAUGGUGGACAGAGUCUGUAGAAUCCUCUUCCCUUUGUUAUUCUUCAUUUUCAAUGCUAUUUAUUGGCCGUAUUAUCUGUACGUACCCGACGAUUAAAUUGAAAAAAAAUUCAAAAAAUUACCUUCUUCCGUUUCUCGAUAACGUACAAUUUAAAUACAGUUAAAGAAUAUGAAUCCUACAUAAACAAAUGCUAUCAGUACAAAAAACAUUUAUUUAAAUGAUUUUCUACUUUUUACAAUAAAAAAAAUUAGGAAUAUUUUAUAAUUUUAUUUAUUUUUAAA